Messenger RNA from Lepus europaeus (European hare), 1781 nucleotides. RefSeq names its product CD82 molecule (gene CD82). The coding region runs from base 232 to 1035 and encodes 267 amino acids. The record is from RefSeq and is a predicted model, not a curated record. Gene Ontology annotation, cellular component: membrane. The transcript has 10 exons. Lineage: Eukaryota; Metazoa; Chordata; Mammalia; Lagomorpha; Leporidae.
AGGCCGUUGAGUUCCCCGACCGCUACCGGGAGAGGGGGGACCGCGGAGUCGCCGAGCCGAGCGCUACGCAGUCGGCGGCUGACUGGGGCGCGAGCGGGUUCUCCGGGCUUGCAGCGGGGCAGGAGAAAGCAGAGCCAGCAGGACCGUCCUCUGAGAAGCUGCUCCGGAAAACACUGCUCUGCGCCAAGUCUGCCAGAGGACAGGUGAGGAGAGAGCUCCAGGACCAGCAGCAUGGGGGCAGCCUGUGUCAAAGUCACCAAAUACUUCCUCUUCCUCUUCAACUUGCUCUUCUUUAUCCUGGGCGCCGUGAUCCUGGGCUUCGGGGUGUGGAUCCUGGCCGACAGGAGCAGCUUCAUCUCUGUCUUGCAGACGUCCUCCAGCUCUCUCAAGAUGGGAGCCUACAUCUUCAUCGGCGUGGGGGCGGUCACCAUGCUCAUGGGCUUCCUGGGCUGCCUUGGCGCCAUCAACGAAGUCCGCUGCCUGCUGGGGCUGUACUUCGCCUUCCUCCUCCUGAUCCUCAUUGCCCAGGUGACCGCAGGGGUCCUCUUCUACUUCAACGUGGGCAAGCUGAAGCAGGAGAUGGGCGGCAUCGUGACCGAGAUCAUCCGGAACUACAACGCCAGCGGUGAGGACAGCCUGCAGGAGGCCUGGGACUACGUGCAGGCUCAGGUGCGGUGCUGCGGCUGGGUCAGUUUCUACAACUGGACGGACAAUGCCGAGCUCAUGAACCACACCGAGGUCACCUACCCCUGCUCCUGCGAGGACAAGGGGGGCGAGGACGACGGGCUGCCGGCAGCAGGGGGCUUCUGCCAGGCCGACAGCAACAGGACCCAGAGCGGCAACAGCCCGGAGGACUGGCCCGUGUACCAGGAGGGCUGCAUGGAGAAGGUGCAGGCGUGGCUGCAGGAGAACCUGGGCGUCAUCCUGGGCGUGUGUGUGGGCGUCGCGGUCAUCGAGCUCCUGGGGAUGCUGCUGUCCGUGUGCCUGUGCCGGCACAUCCACUCCGAGGACUACAGCAAGGUCCCCAAGUACUGAGGCGGCUGGGCCCCCACCUCCCGGCUGGGACAGCGCCCUCAGGACUCCCUGGGGCUCUCCCGGCCCCCUCCCCCCAGCCCUCUCCCCCCUCACUGCUAAGGCCUCUCCUGCCCUGGCUGGAGGUUGGGGGCUGCCUGGGACCUGGCCCUCUGCCCCCGCCCCUCAGCUGCUGGCUGUGGCUCCGGCUGUCCUGUGGUCCCUCUUCUCACUGGCCACCAGGGUCCUCUUGGCCGCUCAGCGGAAAGGCCCCCUGCAGCGCCCCUGUGCAGGCGGCCUGGAUGUCCACCUGCUCCUGGGAGGUGGCUGUCACCCAGGGAAAGGGUGGAGGAGGGUGGGGAAGCCCCCACCCCACCCCUCCAUUAGGGGACCGCCCACUGGCCGAGUGGUCCUGGCUUCCACUCGGACACUUGUACCUUUGGUUUUUCACUUUGUUAUUGAAGGGAGGGGUGGGGGUGGGCUUUACCUGAGACCCAGGGGCAGAUCCCCUCCCCCAGGCCACACUGUGCGGGCAGGCCCCAAGGGACCUGGCCUGCUUCUGCGCCCUCAGGGGGCGUGGCCCAGAGCCGCCCAGGGCAGGAGGGAAGUCUGUCUUCUCCCGGUUGGUUUGGAGAGCUGUCCUCUGCUCCACCCCUACCCCCGCCCCAGGAGGGGCCGUGGGGGAGGGGGCUGUGAGUGCACAGUUCUGUUAACCAUCUUCAAGACUUGCAGACUGACUAUUAAAGCGGAUUUGUAACAAUCCAGCCUGA